Molecule: messenger RNA, 576 nt
Organism: Symbiodinium sp. CCMP2456
Lineage: Eukaryota; Dinophyceae; Suessiales; Symbiodiniaceae
Source: the annotation of a GenBank genome assembly
AUGAACAAGUACGACGCCGAUCAACUCAAAGGCAAGAAGGUCGCGGUGCUCGCCACCGACGGCUUCGAGCAGGACGAGCUUACCCAACCCCGCGACGCCGUCAUCGACUCGGGCGGUGAAGCCUUCGUCGUCUCGCUCGAGAUGGGCGAGAUCCAAGGCAAGCAUCACGAUCAACUCGGCGACAAGAUCCCCGUCGAUCGCAUCGUUAGCGAAUCGAGCGCCGACGAGUUCGACGCCUUGAUCUUGCCCGGCGGUCUCAAGAACCCCGACACACUGCGCCAAGACGCCGACGCCGUGCGUUUCGUCACCGAGUUCUUCAAGCAGCACAAGCCGGUCGCCGCGAUCUGCCACGGGCCGUGGCUGCUCGUCGAGGCCGACGUGGUCGAAGGCCGCAAGGUGACUUCCUACCCAAGCGUCAGGACUGACCUCAUCAACGCCGGCGCGAACUGGGUCGAUGAAGAGUGCGUCUGCGACGAGGGCCUCGUCACCAGCCGCACGCCCGCCGACCUCAACGCCUUCUGCGCGAAGCUCGUCGAAGAGAUCGCCGAGGGCAAGCACGCCGGGCAGACGGCGUGA